Molecule: messenger RNA, 456 nt
Organism: Aphanomyces astaci
Lineage: Eukaryota; Oomycota; Saprolegniomycetes; Saprolegniales; Verrucalvaceae
Exons: 1
Coding region: 1-456 (151 amino acids)
Source: RefSeq, a predicted model, not a curated record
AUGUCUUCUUUGAACUUCUCUGGUUGUCGUCGUUCGCUGCCACGACCCCCCAUUCUCAGCUACCGCAUCGGCUGUCGUACCAGUCUCCAAAACCGGCAAACACAGGCGGGCAUUGACAUCGCCGUCACUUUCUGGCCCGAACUCUGUAAGGACUCCGACAUGUGGUACUCUCAAACACCGCGUGAAGCACGAGGCCGCCACCGCCUGGUACCCAUUGCGGGCUGUGCAGCUCUUACCGGCUGCCUCCUCCCCACCAGCCGGGCCCAACGCCUCAAGUUCCUCCCCUGGAUCGACUCUUCCUGGACUAAUCCGCGCACUCGUACCAUCCACCGCAGUGACAAUAACCGAACCCUCAUUGCCUCAACUGCGGCAGCCACCACCGACCCGGCCCAGACCCCUCCAGCGCACCAGCCGCCCCCGCACGUCAUGCCGGCCUUUACCCCUGCCACCGCCUAG